AUGCAGGUCCCGCACAAGGAGCACCUGUACAAGCUGCUGGUGAUCGGCGACCUGGGCGUGGGCAAGACCAGCAUCAUCAAGCGCUACGUGCACCAGAACUUCUCCUCGCACUACCGGGCCACCAUCGGCGUGGACUUCGCGCUCAAGGUGCUCCACUGGGACCCGGAGACCGUGGUUCGCCUGCAGCUCUGGGACAUCGCAGGUCAAGAAAGAUUUGGAAACAUGACGAGGGUCUAUUACCGAGAAGCUAUGGGUGCAUUUAUUGUCUUCGAUGUCACCAGGCCAGCUACAUUUGAAGCAGUGACAAAGUGGAAAAAUGAUUUGGACUCAAAGUUAAGUCUCCCUAAUGGCAAACCAGUGUCAGUGGUUUUGUUGGCCAACAAAUGUGACCAGGGGAAAGAUGUGCUCAUGAACAAUGGCCUCAAGAUGGACCAGUUCUGCAAGGAACAUGGUUUCGUAGGAUGGUUUGAAACAUCAGCAAAGGAAAAUAUCAACAUUGAUGAAGCUUCCAGAUGCCUGGUGAAACAUAUACUUGCGAACGAGUGUGACCUGAUGGAAUCCAUUCAGCCUGACAUCGUGAAGCCCCAUCUCACAUCUCCCAGGGUUGUCAGCUGCUCCAGCUGUGCUAAAUCUUAG
This is a messenger RNA of Mesoplodon densirostris (Blainville's beaked whale), 636 nucleotides long. RefSeq names its product RAB38, member RAS oncogene family (gene RAB38). The coding region runs from base 1 to 636 and encodes 211 amino acids. The transcript is spliced from 3 exons. Gene Ontology annotation, cellular component: Golgi apparatus; vesicle; trans-Golgi network. Gene Ontology annotation, biological process: vesicle-mediated transport. The record is from RefSeq and is a predicted model, not a curated record. Gene Ontology annotation, molecular function: GTP binding; GTPase activity. NCBI's taxonomy places the organism in Eukaryota, Metazoa, Chordata, Mammalia, Artiodactyla, Ziphiidae.